AUGCGGGCAACAGGGCCGGCUCUUAUCCCAGCAGGGACCAGCCUGGAUCCAGUGGCUCAGGUGACGAAUUGCGUUCUGAGGUCCUGUUCGUGUUGGACUUUGACUCCUCGCCGUAAGUAUCUGUGUUAUUCGAGGCUUCGAGCUCCGGAGAAGCCUCUUUCAGCGUGUCGCAGCAUUUUGACCAUGCGACGUGACUCACGGUCACUGACCUCUUGCCGUGAUUUCAGAUAUUCAUUGAACGCCAUUACAUAUGGUCACACGGACGAUUAAUGAGCAGAAAGUAGAUAUAGAUAGUGGAAAUCCUGAUUGAUUUCGGAAGAAAAUAGCCUGCAAGGUUCGAGGAUGACAGACCAUGUUGUAGACUUUCUAUUGUUUUAUCCCAUGGGGACUAAGGAUGCUCUAGUGGAUCUGAAGAAAUCUAGUAAUUAAAACAAGAUCUUAGUCCCAUAUCAUAAUCGCAAACUUCUCUAAUGUCAAAAAUAU
Molecule: messenger RNA, 483 nt
Organism: Marchantia polymorpha subsp. ruderalis
Lineage: Eukaryota; Viridiplantae; Streptophyta; Marchantiopsida; Marchantiales; Marchantiaceae
Source: the annotation of a GenBank genome assembly